AUGGCUGAGCAGGCUGUCGCCCGUCUCGCCGGCAUCAAUGUCGGCGCUCCGGCGCAUGUUCCCAGUGCUGAUUUCGGCCUCAUCGGUCUGGCCGUCAUGGGCCAGAACCUGAUUCUGAACGCUGCCGACCACGGCUUCACCGUCUGCGCCUUCAACCGUACCACUGCCAAGGUUGACCGCUUCCUCGACAACGAGGCCAAGGGCAAGCCUAUCGUUGGUGCCCACUCCAUCCAGGAGUUCUGCUCCAAGCUCAAGCGCCCUCGUCGCAUUAUGCUCCUCGUCAUGGCCGGCAAGCCCGUCGAUGACUUCAUCGAGUCCCUCCUUCCCUUCCUCGAGAAGGGCGAUAUCAUCAUUGACGGUGGUAACUCCCACUUCCCCGACAGCAACCGCCGUACCCAGUACCUCAGCGGCAAGGGCAUCAGCUUCGUCGGCAGCGGUGUCUCAGGUGGUGAGGAGGGUGCCCGCUACGGUCCCUCUCUCAUGCCCGGUGGUAACGAGGCCGCCUGGCCCCACAUUAAGGACAUCUUCCAGAGCAUCGCCGCCAAGAGCGACGGCGAGGCCUGCUGUGACUGGGUCGGUGACGAGGGUGCCGGUCACUACGUCAAGAUGGUCCACAACGGUAUUGAGUACGGUGACAUGCAGCUGAUCUGUGAGGCCUACGAUAUUAUGAAGCGUGGCCUCGGCAUGUCCUGCAAGGAGAUUGGUGAUGUCUUCGCCAAGUGGAACACUGGUGUUCUGGACUCCUUCCUCAUCGAGAUCACCCGCGAUGUUCUCUACUACAACGACAACGACGGCACUCCCCUCGUUGAGAAGAUUCUCGACAAGGCCGGCCAGAAGGGUACCGGCAAGUGGACCGCCAUUAACGCCCUGGACCUCGGCAUGCCUGUCACUCUGAUCGGCGAGGCUGUCUUCUCCCGCUGCUUGUCUGCCCUCAAGGACGAGCGUGGCCGUGCUGCCAACAUCCUCGGCGGCCCCACCCCCAAGUUCGAGGGUGACCGCGCUGCCUUCAUUGAUGACCUUGAGCAGGCUCUGUACGCCUCCAAGAUUAUUUCCUACGCCCAGGGCUUCAUGCUCAUCCAGGACGCUGCCAAGGAGUACGGCUGGAAGCUCAACAAGCCCUCCAUUGCCCUCAUGUGGCGUGGUGGCUGCAUUAUCCGCUCUGUCUUCCUGAAGGACAUCACCAACGCCUACCGCAACAACCCCGACCUCGAGAACCUGCUGUUUGACGACUUCUUCACCAAGGCUAUCAACACUGCCCAGAAUGGUUGGAGAAACGUUGUCAGCAAGUCUGCUCUGUGGGGUAUUCCUCUGCCCGCCUUCUCCACUGCCCUCAGCUUCUACGACGGAUAUCGCACCAAGGACCUGCCCGCCAACCUGCUGCAGGCCCAGCGUGAUUACUUCGGUGCCCACACUUUCCGCAUCAAGCCCGAGCACGCCAGCGAGACCUUCCCCGAGGGCAAGGACAUUCACGUCAACUGGACCGGCCGUGGCGGUGAUGUGUCUGCCUCGACCUACGUGGCAUAA
This is a messenger RNA of Penicillium argentinense, 1524 nucleotides long. RefSeq names its product NADP(+)-dependent, decarboxylating phosphogluconate dehydrogenase. The transcript is spliced from 5 exons. Gene Ontology annotation, biological process: pentose-phosphate shunt; pentose-phosphate shunt, oxidative branch. The record is from RefSeq and is a predicted model, not a curated record. Bases 1 to 1524 code for a protein of 507 amino acids. Gene Ontology annotation, cellular component: cytosol. Gene Ontology annotation, molecular function: phosphogluconate dehydrogenase (decarboxylating) activity; NADP binding. Lineage: Eukaryota; Fungi; Ascomycota; Eurotiomycetes; Eurotiales; Aspergillaceae.